CACAUCGCCGAAGAAGAGUGCUUGCAGUGAUUCGCGAAGCGUGUCCCUGAAUCUCCUGGCGCGAUACGCGCCUCUGGUCGAGCAGCACAGCCUCUCCUUUUUGGCAUGUUUGAUUACCCCUGCCCUCUCCAAUUCAAAAUUGUUAUUCUAUAUUCAGAUGCGUUCAUGGAACAAUAUUCAUAAUGUCAUUGUACUAUAUAGUACAGUAAAGAUGGCGGAAUCUUCCUGCAACAGACUCGCCUCGAAUGGAAUGGAUCAAGAGAUCGAGGCUCAAGCAAAAGAGUUUCUUGCAUUUCUAGAGCAAUGCAGUCAACACACGUACGUUCCGGUACCUAUGGAUGGAUGACACUCUUGCGAUGCGAUGCGAAUGCCACGAAAAGAUCACUGACUAGGAAUGAAACGACGUUUGAACGCUCUGGCUGUACAAUAUAGGCGCGCCUCUGCUACGGCGGAUAUCACCUUGUGCUUGGCCCAGCUGCGCAUAUUUCUGGAACGGAUCCAACCCAUUAUCGAGUCUGCAGCAACCGAUGCCAGCAUCGACACCGCUACCUCUGGGGUCGUGCGAGUUGAAGGCGUGAUUCUAGAUGCGUCGACGCUAUACCAUACACUUGAGCCUCUUCUCUCACGCCUUUGCGGAAACCCUGUUGCACUGGCCAACGAGGCGAUCGCAGACUUGAUAGCAAAAUCCGUGCUCAAGUAUUCAAAACUGACAGCGGACUUAUGGAACGAUGGUUGGUCAACGCACGGUAGAGGCAGACAGGCAUCGGAAAUGGAAACCUUCAAGGCUAGACUGCAGUUAAAGUGGCGCGUUGCCCGAAUGCGAGACAUGUUCCAGAUUCCUCGACGGUGGUGUCCUAGUGAGUUGAAAAGAAAUGAUUUCGGGAAGGAGCACGCAGUUGGAUAUGUAGAUCGGAAUGUGGAGACCAGGGGCAGGAGCAAGGAUCAGUCGAAGGGGGUCUUCGAAGAUCUCUUCCAGGUCACGGAGCAGGAGAUACGGCAACAAAGGCUUGAGGAAACGAUAGGGAACUUGUCAAAGACAUUGAGAGAUUUUGAGGAUAUAGUAUUGUCAUUGAGCGAGCCACUUAUGGAGACGGAUCUGUUGUCCAUGGUUCAAUGGAACCGUCAAUUGUCCGGAUUAUACGCCCCUCUCGUCUCAAAGCCCACCACAACUGCACUCACUGAGAGGAUCAUCGAUGUGGCAUAUACCAUAAAGACGAGAUUGAUCCAUGUCAACGGCACAAGCAGUCUGUCGCCGCCUGUGCUCCUGGACAAUGCAUUCGUAGAACAAGUCAUGCUGCUCUCGGGAAACUAUGGACCGACACUACAAUCGCUGCGCGGUCAUCGAGCCCUGCUCCGGCUCAGCAAUGUGUCGUCUAUCGCGCGCCAGCGACAUGUUGUUCAACUAGUGGACAGUGUCAUAGUAGCGAGUGUACAGCACCCUGAAUUCUCACUAUCACGCGAGGACAUUCUCGCGGGGCACCUUUCAUCGCCUUCGUCGCUUUUCUCUAUCAUGUCUUCCAACAGACACCUUGCAGAAUCGCAAGAGCUUGUGCAGCCAGUUCUGGAGGACCUUGCAAGAGUGGCGGGCGAAAUAUCUGAUUGGCGAUUCGUCCGGAUCUGCAUCCUCCUGACCGAAUGGGUAUUAAGUCGAAGGCAACACUACCGCCACCAUCAGGAAGACAUGGAUGUUGAUCACACAAACUUUGUGGGAAGCGACCUGAGGGCCGCCCCAGAUACAGAUACUUCAACAGCAAUUUUUUUCUCUAUCAUGGUGUCGAGUGCUUGUUCGCUUUUGGAAAACCACCCGACUAAAAGCAGCACUAGCAAUCUAUCAAACAAAGACCAUACGCAAUCGGGGGAGAUGAGCCAGUGGAUGAGCGCGCAGAAGAGCUAUAUCUUUUGCUCCGCAGGGCCCCACCAGCUGCCUGUACGUAGAAGUCUCGUGUUCCUUAUCGGCAUGGCGAUCGCUCAGCGCAAUAACUUUUUGGUCCAAAAGAUCAGGAAUCAUUUUGAGGCUCUAGAGAAGCCACAGCAGUACCAGGGACUCUCAGACGUUGCAAACCCUCUCACACUGUUCAUAGCUGGAUUGGUUCUGGCAUUCGGACCGGAAUCGUCGCUGGAAACAGCCGUGCACGAGACACUUGGGAAGAUGCUAAGAGAGAUCCAGAAAGUAUGCGCUACGUGCGGUCAUAAUUCUUGGACAGAAGAGGGCAUGUCGGUCGUGCCAUUGGGGGACACACUGAGAAAGUACCAGUCUCUCCUGCGGAUCAAUGUGAUAAUAUUGGCGGAUUUAAUCUGUGCAAUAGGCGUUUAUAUGGAUUGGAAAGACGCGACUUCCUGGCGCGCUAUAAUCAAAGUUGCUCUUUCCAUAAUACUGGAGCCAAGGACACAAUUCCAGAUAAUUUCAAUGCCCCUCUUCGCACGGUUACAUGAUAUUGCUGAGAGCGCCGAUAUCGCUGGACUCAACGAUGCGUUACGUGUCGCCAGUAACGUUUUAUAUUUUAACCAAAAAAAAGACUGAAUAAAGAGCAUGACAUCCACUGUUUAAAAUCAUAACGUUUAGAUUAGCUUAAAGACUCAAAUGGAGACUGAAAGAGGAAGAGAAGUGAA
This is a messenger RNA of Gamsiella multidivaricata, 2610 nucleotides long. RefSeq lists its product as uncharacterized. The transcript has 4 exons. Bases 395 to 2521 code for a protein of 708 amino acids. The record is from RefSeq and is a predicted model, not a curated record. NCBI's taxonomy places the organism in Eukaryota, Fungi, Mortierellomycota, Mortierellomycetes, Mortierellales, Mortierellaceae.